Messenger RNA from Paramecium sonneborni, 1372 nucleotides. NCBI's taxonomy places the organism in Eukaryota, Ciliophora, Oligohymenophorea, Peniculida, Parameciidae. The record is from the annotation of a GenBank genome assembly.
AUUAAUAACAGAUUUUUCUGUAGAAAGAUUGAAUAAUGAUUAAAGUAGUUUUACGAUUUCAUUUAUUACAAUUAAUUUAUUAAUCAAGAUGGGAAGCAAAUGUGCAACAUGUUAGAAUUGUUAGAAAAAAGAAGAAGUUUUGAUAAGUUAAGAAGAAUAGCAAUCAUCUGGAUAAAUGAAUCAAUAUUCAUAAUAACCUAAUGAAGAAGAUGAUGUUGAAGAUAGUAUGUGUUUUACUAUAAUUAUUAGAUCUUGAAAAUAAGAAUUUAGAGGGUUCUAGUCAUAUAGUGUAAAAAUAUUUGAACUUGGAUUUAAAACCAAAAAAAGAAGUUGCUCCAAUAUAGGAAGUUCCAGUCUAAAAUAUUGAAAUUCCACAAGCAUAAAUUGUAAUUACAGUUGGUAAAUGAAUUGUAUAUGAUAAGAGUCAAACUAAGAUAGUAAAAAACGAAAAAAUGAGAUGAUGUUAAGAAAUUAAGAAGACAUGCAUGAAACUUAUAUAAGUAAGUCUGAAAACUCAGUGAGAGAAAGGAGACCUCGACAUAUAUUUAAGGUAUAAAUUUCUUUAAUAGGAAAAUUAGAGUGGAGCAUAUUAUGAUGGAGAAUGGAUUGGUUAAAGUAGAGAUGGAUAUGGUAUAUAAAUUUGGAAUGAUGGGGCUAAGUAUGAAGGUGAAUGGAAGAAUAAUAGAGCUAAUGGUAGAGGUAAGUUUUGGCAUAUAGAUGGUGAUUUCUUUGAUGGAGAAUGGAAAAAUGAUAAAGCAUAUGGAAAAGGUAUUUAUAUUCAUUUGAAUGGUGCAAAAUACGAAGGAGAUUGGAUGGAUGAUUUAUAACAUGGAUUUGGAAUUGAAACAUGGGCUGAUGGUUCAAAAUUUGAAGGAUAAUAUUAAAAUGGAAAAAAAGAAGGAUAUGGAAAAUACUUUUGGUCAGAUGGUUCUUCUUAUGUUGGGAAUUGGAAUGAAAAUAAAUUGAGUGGAUUUGGUGUAUAUACUUGGCCUGAUGGAAGAGUAUUCUUAUAGAUUAUUUAAGAAAUAUUUAGGACUAUGGGCAAAUAAUUAAAUGAAUGGUAGAGGUACUUAUUUUUGGAAGGAUGGUAGAAAGUAUGAAGGUUAUUAUUAGAAUGACAAAAAACAUGGUUAUGGAAUCUAUACUUGGCCAGAUGGAAGAGUAUUAUAAUUUUAUUAUUAAGCAAUAUGAGGGAUAUUGGUAAAAUGGAAAAUAAUCUGGAAAAGGUAGAUAUGUAUUAUAGAAUGGCAAAAGCUAACUUGGAUUAUGGGAAGAUGGAAAAAGAAUUAAAUGGUUAGAUUAAUCAGAAUAAAAUAUGGAUAUUAGUCCUAAAGAUUGGAAUGCAUAUGUUUAGCCAUCUAUACUUUCAUGA